This is a messenger RNA of Leptinotarsa decemlineata (Colorado potato beetle), 985 nucleotides long. RefSeq names its product RNA polymerase III subunit RpII33 (gene RpII33). Gene Ontology annotation, molecular function: DNA binding; protein dimerization activity. Gene Ontology annotation, biological process: transcription by RNA polymerase II. Gene Ontology annotation, cellular component: RNA polymerase II, core complex. NCBI's taxonomy places the organism in Eukaryota, Metazoa, Arthropoda, Insecta, Coleoptera, Chrysomelidae. The record is from RefSeq and is a predicted model, not a curated record.
UUGACAUCUUCAUGUUUUGAAGUGUCUGCUCUAUAAUGUGACUUGACUCGACUCUUUUAUCUUCAUUUAAGUUAAUGACCGUUGUCUCUAAUUGACUGCAAAAAUGCCGUACGCAAAUCAACCCUCUGUUCAUAUAACAGAUCUGACCGACGAUAAUUGCAAAUUUUUCAUCGAGGACACUGAUUUGAGUGUUGCUAACAGCAUUCGCCGCGUCCUUAUUGCCGAAACCCCGACACUAGCAAUAGAUUGGGUUAAACUAGAAGCUAAUUCCACUGUAUUGAGUGACGAGUUCUUGGCACAUCGAAUAGGGCUCAUUCCACUCGUUUCGGAUGAGGUAGUACAACGUUUGCAGUAUCCCAGGGACUGCGUGUGUCCAGACUUUUGCCAGGAGUGCAGUGUGGAAUUUACAUUGGACGUUAAAUGUACCGAUGACCAAACACGCCACGUGACGACAGCAGAUUUCAAAUCCAGCGACCCCAGAGUCAUUCCAGCGACUUCCAAACAUCGAGACGACGAGUCGUCAGAGUAUGGGGAAAACGACGAGAUACUGUUGAUCAAGCUGCGUAAAGGACAGGAGCUCAAAGUUAGGGCGUUUGCGAAAAAGGGGUUCGGGAAGGAGCAUGCUAAGUGGAACCCCACUUGCGGCGUUGCCUUCGAAUAUGAUCCUGAUAAUGCCAUGAGACACACGCUCUUUCCCAAGCCGGAUGAGUGGCCAAAAAGCGAAUUCAGUGAACUGGACGAUGACCAAUUUGAGGCACCAUUCAAUUGGGAACUGAAGCCAAACAAAUUCUUCUUCAACGUAGAAGCUGCAGGGUUACUUAAGCCAGAGAAUAUUGUCACAAUGGGGGUUGCAAUGCUGAAAGAAAAAUUGUCUAACUUACAGACGCAGUUGAGUCACGAAUUGCAGAAUGAUGAACUUUCCAUUGCUAUUUAGACUAGAUAGAUGUUUAUAAAUUAUUAAGUUAAUAAAUUGGGUUUUAGAUAU